Messenger RNA from Coccidioides immitis RS, 3850 nucleotides. RefSeq lists its product as uncharacterized. The transcript is spliced from 6 exons. Bases 368 to 3850 code for a protein of 1160 amino acids. The record is from RefSeq and is a predicted model, not a curated record. Lineage: Eukaryota; Fungi; Ascomycota; Eurotiomycetes; Onygenales; Onygenaceae.
UUGCAUGGAGCAAAUGACAGGCCUUGCAACGGCUGCAAGACCCUGGAACACUUCAUGUUUUGGCGUUUAAACGGCCUGUGAGAUCCUCAGGCGUGUGUGCCAUUGUUGCUCCAGGCACCUCUUCAUUAUUCUGAACACCAAUCUGUCCACUUCUUCUUCCCAUUCCAUCUCCCCGGUUUCAUUAAAACUACCCCAUUAUGACCAGCACGUGAGCGCUCCUCUACCUGCCAGCCGACCUCCCUCCCUCCCUCUUCCGCACCACCCCCAGCUCUUCUUUCACCUGUGUGACAAGUUACUUCGAGAGUGAUGCCGGGACGUCAAUGCUCUCUUCUUUAAAUUCCCUCCUGACCAUUGAAGAUCGCAAUCAAUGAUGGUGGUCGAAACCUCAGAGCAUGGCAUAAGCGCCGUGGCCGAAUCCAAAGCACGAAAAUGGCGGGACAAGAUCUUCUCCAAGGAGAAGGACUCCAAAGCUGUCCGCGAUGCACAGAUCGAUGACUUUCUCGGUUCCUCCCGCAUCCAACCCCAAUCCCAGCCCCGUGCUCCCCCUCGGCCCGGCGUUCCAUCCCCACGGAUCGAUGUCUCCGUGUCUCAGCGCAGCCAUGUGAACGUUGAGCAACCCUUGCUCGACUCCUCUUAUCUUUCACACAACACCACCAGCCCCGUUAAGCGCCGUCGCCGCAAAGGAUUGAAAGUCCAGUUCAGCAAUGAUCCCCCUGAAGUCAUGGGCGAAGGUGGUGAUGAGGCUGAAGCCCCGACCAAGGACAUGAUAGCCGUAUACCGAACCCGGUCGAACUCCUCCGCUUCCACCUUUACGGACAGAUCAGACUCAUCCCCCGUUGACGAACAUUCUCCGUCCGAACCUCAUUCCUAUCGUCAUGGCAUUCCACCAUCAAUCGCCGUCCAACACCAGUCGCCCGUUUCAGAGCAGGAGGUCCCGUGGCAGCCACUCCUCAUGCAGAAUUCCCAGGACACUGACUUUCUCCUUUCGCUUGGUGAGAGUGUGCGUGGCUCUCGCCUAUCGCUUAGGCAGUCUUCUGACCCGAACUCGUUUGCGCGUCGUGUUCAGGCUAAGAUGAGAGCUGAGGAAGGACGCGCAUUUCAGAAGCAUUUUGACGAGGAAGGAGACUCACCAACGGACACGACUUCGCCGGCACAGUCCUAUCCCACCCAAGCUGCUUCAGAUCUACCGAAGACCGAGGAAAAAUCUAGUCCACCAUCUUUCUGGUCGAGUGUCCUUAGUGCCUUGCCUGAUGAAAGCCAACACUCGCGUCGGCCUUCGCCUCCAUCCUCGAAUGCAACUCCUACUUCCGCUCACAUAAACAACCCUCCGGCGUCAUAUAAAGCACCGCGUCAACCUUCCCCUCCAUUCUCGAAUGCAAACCCCACUCCCACACACGCCAGUGCCACUCCCGCUUCGUACACAACAACGCGUCCUCCUCCAUAUCUCAAAUCUCCAGAAAGCUCUACCGCUUCUACUCAACAAUCUUUCCAGAGCUUCACCGAAGAUAAGGACUCCUCAUCAUCAAAGAACUUACGAAACGUCGCCAGCAUGGUCAGCGAUACCGCUUUAUCGGACUUUUCCGACUAUGUGAACCACUUUAACAAGCUGUUCAGUCUAUCUGCCGAAAGCGUAAAACCUUCAAUGGAGACAUCCCUUUCAGAGUGGGUAAGAGCGUGCGUCUGGUGGUUCUUGAAGGGCCGUGGAGAGUUAGAGGUCUCUAUACGAUCGCGGCCUUCGAGCUCGGGCGGGAAUUCUUCUCAGGCGUCGCCGGGCGACCAGUCACAACAGGCAGUGGUGAAUUUGGCAAAAGCCUGGUGGAUAAACCAGACCAUCGUUCCUCAACAUCCCGAGUUGUCGAGAUUUGGGAAAAUAAGCACUGAUGAAAUGCUAUCUGUUGCCAAAAGCACCGGAGAUCUACGCAUUGCACAUCUGAUCACCCUUCACCAGAACGUGAUCCGUCAUCUCCGAGGGUUAGCGAUGUCAAUGAAACGUCACAACAUCCUUCCUUCUGGCAAUGACGCCCCUCCACUUCUCCAGUCAGUCGAUACCAGCGUCUGGAUCAAGUAUCCGUUCUUUGCUCCCGAUAUUUCUGCUAUCCUGUCUGGUUCCGUCUCGAAAUCAAUGCUUGUCGACAUGUCAACCAGGCACCCCGAUCUUGGGGAUGUGAUGCCCAUGGGUGAUACUAGCCGAUAUUUCUGUUAUGGGCGAAUGUUUGUGGAGGCCCAUAUCAGUUCUGGAGACGAUGCCUCUCAGCAAAUCGCCAUCCCUUGUAUGUUGUCCAUUACUCGUAAUAGAAAAGAUUCACAUGUUAUCGCCACUAUCACCAGUCAGAGCGAGCUGGUGAAUAUUACCAUCCAGGCUGAUAAGAAGCAAGGACCAACAUGGGCUGAUGUUGACUGGCACGUGAGAGGCUGCACAAUGCGCCUCCAGCUUCCUAGAGGAUUUGAGUUGGACGUUCACUUCAGACAGCCUGACUUUAAUAUGAUAUGGAAAAUUGUUGAAUAUUCACGCAAAGUUGAAGCUAGCUUUAAGCCCGAAGCCGGUGAAAAGUUGAUUUUUGAAGAAGUCCUAGAUGUAUUCCAGUACAUGGACCCUCGUCCCUCCAAAGCUUUCCCUCCAGAACCUUCGCCACGAUGUCGAAUUAGACUCUUUGAAAAGACAGUUAAAAUUACUGAGGGUACUGGAACACGCGAAUCACAUCGUGGUUAUCGGUUCAUUGCUGUUACAAGCCCCAAGGUUAAGAGUCUAACCAGUGUCUCACAUUUCCUAGGAAACGGUGCUCCUGUUGUGUUUGGAUAUCUGCGUGGUGACAAUGGGGCACCAGCACUGAUGUUAAAGGUCCAAGAUGGUGAUGCACUAUGCUCUAUGAUUCUAACAUUUUCUGAUGCUGAGCAUCGAUCCAAAAUGCAUUCCUUGCUGUUGGGCAUCAUACCCAGUGAUGAUGAAUUGCAGACUGCUGAAAUACCGCUCAAAUCCUUCUCUAUUGAGCAGCCAAUUGAAAAAGGUUCAGGUGGUUUGCAGUCAAAGACACCAUUAAAAUUCACUUCUCCAAGUAUUACUGUUAUCAACCAAAAUCCAAGCCUUACUGACCAUGGAUAUGCGCCUACAAUUCUGUCUGAACGUCUACGAGCGUUUGUCAGUUCAAACUGGGGCUCUGUUACAGACAGGAUUAAUCUGGGUCCGGGUGAUCUUAGAAUUGGCCUUGAUGUUAAUGUUCAAACUGCCAUGACUGUCUAUAGGCCACCGCAGAAUGACCUGGCGAUAGCAGUGGCUGAAAACUUGGUGCCAAAGGAGCUGCCUGAUGAACUAGCUAGUCUUCUAAAGACCGCAAGUUCGAAAUCAUUGGUUAGAAGAUACAAUUUUGCAUCUGUUCAAGCUUUACAUACAUUCCAACAAGCAAUAACUGGCUUCAAAGUUCGUUUUGAUGGAUAUUCCACAAGCUUUGCCAUAUCACGCAGAAGAAUGGUAGUUCCCAUUUAUAAGAAGUGGGAGGCUGGCAGAACCCGACUCCAGAUCAUCGAACAAGAAAAGAUUGUCCAGCUUGUGGUCUUCUUCUCUGACUUCAGCCAUGGAAAAUGCAUGAACUUUGUGCUGAAGAGCACUGAUAACUUCGAGAGUUCCUCCCGGCCUGGCAAGUACGCAAUCAAGCUUGUGGAUGCCAAAUUUGCACUCCCUAGAGGCAACGAUGACGAGUUCGCAGAGUUUGUCUGCUUGGACAUGCCAGAGUACCCUGGUGAACACGAUGACAUCACGAUUUAUUUUGAUUCUGAGAACGAUCGAUUCAAUUUUCAAUCAGCCAUACCUGGCUCUGUUAAAAGUCCACUAAGGGCUAGUUCAUUCAAGCGAUAA